AUGAGGACUUUCCUCUUUCUCUUUGCUGUGCUCUUCUUUCUGACCCCAGCCAAGAAUGCAUUUUUUGAUGAGAAAUGUGACAAACUUAAAGGGACAUGCAAGAACAAUUGUCGGAAAAAUGAAGAACUUAUUGCUCUCUGCCAGAAGUCUCUGAAAUGCUGUCAGACCAUCCAGCCAUGUAGGAACAUUAUAGAUUAA
Molecule: messenger RNA, 198 nt
Organism: Nomascus leucogenys (northern white-cheeked gibbon)
Lineage: Eukaryota; Metazoa; Chordata; Mammalia; Primates; Hylobatidae
Product: beta-defensin 106-like
Exons: 2
Coding region: 1-198 (65 amino acids)
Biological process (GO): innate immune response
Cellular component (GO): extracellular region
Source: RefSeq, a predicted model, not a curated record